Messenger RNA from Theileria parva strain Muguga, 1578 nucleotides. RefSeq lists its product as uncharacterized. The record is from RefSeq and is a predicted model, not a curated record. Bases 1 to 1578 code for a protein of 525 amino acids. NCBI's taxonomy places the organism in Eukaryota, Apicomplexa, Aconoidasida, Piroplasmida, Theileriidae. The transcript has a single exon.
AUGUUUUAUAGACUGAUUUAUAUCACAAUUCUGAUAAUAGAAUUGAUUGAAUGUGUGUUUGGAGUUAAUUAUGUCGAUGUCAAGAAUUAUAAUAUAUCUCGUGGAGUUAAUGUGUUUUAUGGGAGAUUUAAUAAAUUUGGUAAAUAUUUUAUGUUUGUUGGUGAUUUGGAACCCAUUACUCAAUUAAGAUUCGGAAAUGAAUUGAUAUUUCCAAAUGAUACAGGUUCAAAUAAUUAUAACCUAUUUGUUGAAAUGUUCAUAAAAAAUAACAUUAAGCUGGUAUCAUUUUAUGUCCACACAUUUCAUAAAGGAUUAUUGAAAGAAGUAAAAAGAAAGGUCAUCAGCAUAUCUUGUGACACAUACAGUUAUAUAAGUAAUGAAGAAUUUAUGUUCAAUAUCGAUAAACCAAUUCUAGUUUCAGUUGAUAUAGGACCAAAACCAAAACAUCCAUUUAUAACCAGGUUUCGAUCAGGAUACGAAUUUCAUAUUAUGUUUGAAUAUGAAAUGAUUAAAGAAUACCAAGGAUUUAAAUUUGAUGGAAUAACAGGUCCACAAUAUAUGUUUGGAUAUGUUUAUGAUUUGGAUCAUCCUGUUGUUGUAGGUUAUACAAAACGUCCAUAUCUGACUGACGAAUCUGUUGUGAUUAAAAUUUUUAACUCACAUUAUAGUUAUAAUAAUAUACCCGAAUUUAUCACUGUACCUUUCGUUAUUGAGUUUAAAGUAAAACAUGAACACUCAUUUGAAUUAAGACCUAUAUUAGGCAAAAAUUAUUGGUUUUUAGUAGAAUAUACUGAAGAGUUUUUUUCAAAUCCAACGAAUAAAUAUGCAAUCAAAUUGUAUAGAUCGUACAUGAAUCAUCAAUCUGGAAUACCAUUGCUUCCAUUAGACAUAUCAGAGCUUGUUAGUUAUGAGAUCUUUGGGAUGAAAAAAGUAACUGGAUUAGCAAAAUAUUGCUCAUACACAUUGUAUACUCAUGAAAGAAAAUGUGAAAGUGAUUACAGAAUCAAAGUACUUAUUGAUUCUCAAAUUUAUCACAGAACCAUUGAUGUUCAAAGGACAACAUAUAUUAAUUACAACUUAGAGGUGUAUAAGGAUAACGGAGACACAUAUGUGAUAAUAAGUUUUAAUAUCGAAAAAGCAUAUUAUAUAAUAAAAGAAUCAAAAAUAUACAUCAAAAAAAUUGGAAGAGAAAAAUUCAAAAAAGAAUAUACUGUUAAUCAUGGAUUAACAAUGAAAAUGAUAACAAAAUGGUAUCCGAUAAAACUAGAUAUUACAAUAGAUAAAGAACAACCAUCUUUAUUUGAGAAGAAGGAAAUAUCAAACAAAGAAUUGACAAUAUAUCAUUUUUCAAUCAAUGAAACUAAUGAUUUCGGAGAAUCCAUAUUGAAUAAAUAUGUGUUUGGGCGAGUUUAUCAAACAACAAGUUUUCAAUUUGGUAACAUACCACAGGAACCUUUUAGAAAACACAGGGUGAUGAUUGUUGGAGACAUAAAUACGAAUAAAUUUAUAGUAAGGAACAAAUCGACACUUGAUAAUUUGAGCACACCACAAUAUCAGUUGUUCCGACUAAGAAUAUAA